Myodes glareolus (Bank vole) is the source of this 9046-nucleotide messenger RNA. Lineage: Eukaryota; Metazoa; Chordata; Mammalia; Rodentia; Cricetidae. The record is from RefSeq and is a predicted model, not a curated record.
GUGGAGCAGUGUACAGUGGAGCGGAGGCAGCGCGGCUCCGCGAGCUCCUCUCCACUUUCCCAUAGAGAGCCCCUGACUGGCCGCUGAGGGCGAGCCACACACACGCCCUCGCGCCGCGGCGAGCCCGCGAGGUAGGCGCCCGCCAUCCGCAGCCUUCGCGGGCGCUCUCCCGCACUUUCUGUUUUCCGACUCACUUGCGAGCCGCCGGGGCUGCAGCCCGAGGACUCCGCGGCUGGAGCGGCGGCAGCCGGUUACUAUCAUACGACAAAGGCUUUGCUGCCGUUCAUCUUCCUUCCUGUGGACCUCCCAUUUACCUUCUUCUCGGAAUCCUGCUGCAUCACAGAAGCCGGAAGUUCUGAUGUUCCAUUGAGAUCACAAUGGAAAGUCUUGACUUGACUGGCACCCUAAGGAAGACCCCAAGCCUCUAGCAGAUGAUAUCAUCUCCAGCAUGUUAUAGAUGUGAAGGAUUCCCUGGGAUAUUGAGAAAUACAAGAGGCGAAUUGUUCCACUGUAGUCACAGUGAUGAAAGGCAGUAAUAGAAAUAAAGAUCAUUCAUCAGAAGGCGAAGGGGCUGGGAAACGACCAAAACGGAAGUGUCUUCAGUGGCAUCCGUUGUUAGCCAAGAAGCUUCUUGAUUUUUCAGAAGAGGAGGAAGACGACGAGGAGGAGGAAGAUAUUGAUAAAGUUCAUCUUCUUGAGGCGGAUGGCCUAGAGCAAGAUGUUGGUGAAACUGAAGACGAUGAGUCACCAGAACAGCGAGCCCGGAGACCAAUGAACGCAUUUCUUUUAUUUUGCAAGCGUCAUCGCUCUCUUGUCCGACAGGAACACCCAAGGCUUGAUAACCGAGGUGCUACCAAGAUACUAGCUGAUUGGUGGGCUGUUCUUGAUCCAAAGGAAAAGCAGAAAUAUACAGACAUGGCCAAGGAGUAUAAAGAUGCAUUUAUGAAAGCAAAUCCUGGCUACAGAUGGUGCCCUACUACAAACAAGCCUGUAAAAUCGCCAACACCCACUGUCAAUCCACGGAAGAAACUUUGGGCCUUCCCAUCUGACUCUUCAAGAGACUUGCCAACCCCCAAGAAGGCAAAGACAGAAGAAAUUCCUCAGCUUAACUUUGGAAUGGCUGAUCCUACUCAGAUGGGAGGCCUGAGCAUGUUGCUGUUAGCUGGAGAACAUGCUCUUGGAACGCCGGAGGCAUCAACUGGGCCUUGCCGGCCUGAUAUUUCAGAGUCACCUGAGUUGCGUCAGAAGUCGCCAUUGUUUCAAUUUGCUGAGAUAUCUUCAAGGACAACUCAACCUGAUGGUCCUUCAAAGCAGUGUCAAGCAUCAACUUUGUUUCAGUUUGCAGAGAUUUCUUCAAGUACUUCACAGUUGGGUGGUGCUGAGCCCGUGAAACGCUGUGGGAAUUCUGCACUCUUUCAGCUGGCAGAGAUGUGUCUGGCAUCAGAGGAGAUGAAAAUGGAAGAAACAAAACUAAUAAAUUCAAAAGAACCGGAUGGUGGAAGAAUGAAAGAGAUGGAAAAGGGGAAGGAGGAGAGAGACAUAAAAAUGGAGAAAAACAAUGAAGCUGGGUUCCAGAAAGAAGCAGAAUUUGAGAAACCAUCUAAGGGAAAUAUAAGGGAGUCUAAGGACUUCAGAAACUUUGAAGAGCUACAAGUGGAUAAUGUAAUGGCUGUGAAACUGGAAGACCCUAAAGAAAUGAGAAAGGAGCCAGAGGAUGAUCAGAAAUAUGGCCACUUCCCUGAUUUUUCUUACUCUGCCAGUAGCAAGAUAAUAAUUAGUGAUGUCCCCAGUAGAAAAGAUCACAUGUGCCACCCUCAUGGAAUUAUGUUCAUCGAGGACCCCACCAUGCUAAACAAACCAGAAAAGAUAAAAAAGAAAAAGAAGAAAAACAAACUGGAUCGACAUGGAAGUGACAAAUCCACACCCAAGAAGACCUGCAAGAAGAGGCAGUCUUCAGAGUCCGACAUCGAGAGUGUCAUGUACACCAUAGAAGCUGUUGCAAAAGGAGACUGGGGUGUUGACAAACUUGGAGAAACCCCAAGAAAGAAGGUCCGCACCUCCUCAAGUGGCAAGGGGGGCAUUUUGGAUGCCAAGCCACCAAAGAAAAAGGUGAAAUCAAAGGAGAAGAAGGUUUCCAAGGAGAAGUGCUCAGACAUCAUCAAGGAGUCACGACCUCCAGAUUUCCUUAAUAUUUCUGCCAGCAAGAAUGUUCCUGGGGAGGUGCCAGAGGGCAUAAAAGCAGAGCCAUUGACCCCCACAGAGGAUGCACUGCCACCUAGCCUACCAGGACAGGCCAAGCCUGAGGACAGUGACUGUCACAGAAAAACAGAGACCUGUGGCUCCAGGAAAUCGGAGAGGUCUUGCAAAGGUGCUCUUUAUAAAACCCUGGUGUCAGAAGGCAUGCUCACCUCCCUGCGAGCUAAUGUUGACAGAGGGAAACGGAGCUCAGGAAAAGGAAAUUCCUCUGAUCAUGAAGGGUGUUGGAGUGAAGAGAGCUGGACAUUUAACCAGAGUGGGACCAGUGGGAGCAAGAAGUUUAAGAAGAAGCUAAGGGAAGACUCCUUCCUUGGUUCUGCAAAGCUGGAUGAGGAAUUUGAAAAGAAAUUCAACAGCCUCCCUCAAUAUAGUCCUCUUACAUUUGACCGGAAAUGUGUAUCUAUUCCCAGGAAAAAGAAGAAGACUGGAAACAUGUCCUCAGAAUCGUCUAAAACCAGCAAAGGUCCUUUCCAGUCCCAGAAAAAGAACUUAUUCCACAAAAUUGUCAGCAAAUAUAAGCACAAAAAGGAGAAGCCUAAUGUUCCAGAAAAAGGAAGUGGGGAUAAAUGGUCACACAAGCAAUUCUUCUUGGAUGCCAUUCACCCUACGGAAGCCAUAUUUUCAGAAGACAAAAACACCGCAGAGCCUGUUUAUAAGGUUAAAAAUGCCCUAUCCAUUCCCAACACUCCAGAGCCAGCAGCAAUGCAAGAACCUUUGGUAGGCAGCCAAAAGAGAAAAGCAAGGAAAACCAAGAUCACACACCUUGUCAGAACUGCAGAUGGCCGAGUAUCACCAGCAGGAGGUACCUUGGAUGACAAACCAAAGGAGCAACCACAUAGGAGUCUCCCUAAAGUGACUGAGACAUACUGCAGUGAUGAUUGCUCACACAACACGGUUGAGGAGCCACGGAGCAGUACUCCAGAAAUGCCCGCUGUGUCUGCAUUCUUUAGCCUCGCUGCGCUGGCAGAGGUUGCAGCCAUGGAGAAUGUGCACAGAGGUCAGAGGUCAACUCCACUCACCCAUGAUGGACAGCCAAAAGAAAUGCCACAGGCUCCUGUACUGAUUUCUUGCGCUGACCAGUGAAGCGCUCUUUAAUUGUAAAACAUUGUGCUUUACCUACUACCCUAGCCUUGUCUUUACCAGGGAUGCUGGCGAGUCCAUGUGGUGGGAAGUACAGACUGCAGACAAAUGCUUGUUGUCCCACACGGCCCAGAAUCACUUGAAGCAAAACUUAGCAUUCUGGGCCCAUUUGUUGUUUCAGAAGCCCCAAGUUCUGAGGGCGGUGUUACUGCGUGACACUGAGCAAAAGCAAAGGGAUGGGGACCUUUGCUUUGCAUGGAAGGAAGGCUUUUGAUGGUGACCAGUGGUAACUUGGUAAAAGGCUGCCUUUACUGUAGCUCAUCCAGCGUCUCUUUUACCAACCAGAGAGUGUGAAACUAGUUUCAUAUAUUACCUAGUUAUUCUUUCAAAACAAACAAAAAAACCCUGACGCACUGCACUAGUUAUUAUUAGAUAUUCUUAGUCUUUUGUACAUGAAGAUUUAAGUUCUAAGAUGGUUUAUAUAAUAGGUUAUACCUACAUUUAUAUUGUAGAAUAAAUAUUAAAAAGCCUGUACCAGAGACUCCUAAGCAGCAUGGGCAGGCAGACGUACCAUUGUUAGCGGUGUAUGCUCGGCCUUGUGGUCCAUAUAUUCUGCACUUUUAUAUUUGCCACCAGAAUGGUAGUGGUAGUUUGCUGGCAGAGAGAGAGAAAGAGAGAGAGAGAGAGAGAGAGAGAGAGAGAGAGAGAUUUUGAUUUUGAGAUCAAGAAAGAGACUAUUACAAUUCUUACAAUCUGAAUUUUUUUCUUAGCCUUGAGUGACCAAGAAGAAUUUGCUUGGGGCAAAUUGUGGCAAAUAUUUUCCCAGACAGGGGAAGCAUCCUGCAGAUUACAGAUUACUGAUGUUUUCAUGCCUUGAGGAUUCUUUUAUUUUUACACAGGGGUCUAAGUGACCAAUGGAUCGUUCAUACAAACAAAAAAAGACAAAAAUAUUAUUCAGAAGUGACCUUAGUAUUACUUCAUUAUUCUAAACACAUUGAAGAUGCUCACUUCAUAUGGACUUGGAGCUUCAGACCUUUUACAUCCAUCCCAGACAGACUGGACGGGUUGCGAUUGCUAUGCACGGCCUAAUAGGCACUGCAGGUUUAGGAGCCAUUUGGAGUUUGUGUUGUUGAGGAGGUAUUGAGUAAACGAGGGGGGCGUUGUCUGAAGUGCGCCUCUCAGUCAGAUCCACCUACAAGUUUCUGUUUCCUUUUCAUGUUUUGUUGCUUUUAAGCAUAAAACCAACCAUAUGCCAGUGCCAAGUGGAUUAACUGGCUUACAACAUUCAACAUAUUGACUUAACCACCUGACGUUCACAGUGUCUUGUUUCCUAGCAACAGAUGCAAAGUGAUACAUCAAAAUUAAUCUGAGGCUACAGAUUUUACAGGGUAUUUUUUCCAUAGCACAAAGUAUUUCCCCACUGUUGCAACACAGCACAAACUACCAAAUUUUAAUUUUUGGAUCCCAGCAAUAAUUUUUAAUAGUUUUCAAACUGGUGGAGUUUUGAUAGUGCUAGCUGGAAUUUGAAGCUUUUGAAUUAGAUCUCUAAUGGUGACAGUUUACAUGGUUUUAUCUAGCUUUCUUAUUUAUACUUGACUGAAGUGUAAUGAUUUUUUUUCUAAUUGUAAUUUGACCUAAUAGCCAUAUAAAAUGAAUCUAUUAAUACUGUCUAGGUCUAGCUUCUCACGGUUGUAGAUAUUCCUUCAGUUCCGGUGCUGGAAAAUAUGUACAACAAUGUUAACAGAAUUGAAAAUGAUAGGUUUGUUUUGUUGUUAUUUUCCCAAAGCAGCAGGUAGGGAGGGCAGCAGAGUAUUAAAAUUGUGUCCUCAAAAAUUCAUGUUCAUUGUGGGGAUGGAGGAAGGAAGAAUUAGUAAAAGGUAAAUCAGUAGGUAUAGCUUAACCCCAUUCACAUAGAAAUAAACUGAGUGAAUAGCCCCAGAUUUUAGCAUACUAUUUUUACUAUGAUAACUGUUUUAAUAAUAUUUUCUAAAUUUUGAAACAAAAAAAAGUGAAUGUUUGGAAAUUGCUGGGUCCUGAUGUUGGUGGCUGUUGGAGUUUUGGACCACUUGCUAGCAGUGAUUUAAACAUAAUUAGCUAAAACCCAAAAAAUUAGUAACAAAAGUAGAAAACCAACAAUUGCAUUGGUGCAGAACAUGCAUCUUGACAAUGGUACUAACUUGUUAUUCUCUAGAGUACAUUAGAAUAGAUCUAUUUUUGCCAGAGCACCCUCCUUCAGCCCUCCGAGUACAUUUCACUAGAAUCCCUUCAGAGAUUGCUGUAUAUUCCUGAGACCUUUUUUUUAAAAAAGAAACAAACAAGAGAUGACCUUUUUCUACGUGGUUAAUAUCUUACCUGAUCGGCUUUUCCCGUAGGCAGGGUGGGGAUGGGAGGGACUUCCUGGAUAUGGCUGUUUUCAGAUACUUUAAAAACAAACCUUUUUGUAGAAAUGCUUAAUUUUUAAGCGGUUAGGCACUGAGAGUAGCAGAAGUCCUGCAAAGCUUUAUAGUUCUCCGAGCGAGGUCUUGAUUUCAGUAGUUGUGCUUCUUAUGCCCCAUCUGCUGGAGAGGGGUGUUGGUUUUUUCAGGUAACAUUUGUUAGCACAAACCCUUCAGUCCAUUACGUCGUUCUCCACUGCAUUAGCAUUGUCGUCUUCAUGUCGCUCCUCUCCUUCUGGAAACUGGCAUUGCUGUGUUGCUCUGAUGCCUUCUUGUAAUCUGGCAGCAAGCACCAGCCACACUGACGUUUGUCUCAUAGCAUCCUCAUGAAAACAAGUCAUUUGCACCUUAUGUAUAUCUCAAGCAAACCAAAAUACAAUGUUCUUCUGCUUUGUUAUAUUCUAAAUUGUUGUAGCAUAUCUUUCUGAAACCACUUUGCAUUUAGUUCAAGUUGUCAGUAUUUAUGCUUUUAACCUUAAUUUCUGGAUUCAAACCUGUAUAUAAAUCCUGUUUUGAAAGUUGUCCUUGCCCUUCUCUGCAGGGCUGGAGUGGGAGGUUCUGUCUCAGGUGCAGACAUAGGACUCUUCCAGUGUUCUUUAGCCUUUUAUUUAUUUUAGUUAUUCUGGUGUUUCCAAUGUAAAUUUGAAGUGUCCAGAGUAUGUUAUAGUAACUAAAACUUCAGCUCUUAAGAUGAGCGGAAAAGAAAAUGCUGUAAGACAUCCUAGAAGUUUUGUUUGUUUGGGUACUGUAAAUGAGAUCAGGAAAAGGAAAAAAAAGUCCCACGGCCACAUUGGAAACCACAGGUUCCUGUCCCCAGAUUAGGUUAGUCUCAAAUGGGGGAUCCAAACUCUUAAUUCAUUCAACCCCCUCCUGAGUGAUCCUGUCAUUCUGGCAGCCUUUCCCCCUCAAGUGUCAGAAAUUACUUAAUUUUAUCAGAUGUGGCCCAGAAGCCAUGCUGAAAGAAUUCCUAUAGUAUCAUUAUGACCUUACUUCCUGCCUUUACAGUUACUACAGAAAAAAUGUUGACAACACUGUAUGUGCAGAGGAGCGUCUGAACCCGUCUGGGGGUUGGAGUCUGACGUGUUGAUUCCCUAUUGUUUUCUUAAAGUCAAGAUGUUUUGCUAAGUCAUAAAAAAUGUGUUUGCACUCUGCAGUCUUUGACUCAGCGUACGGAAGUGUUUGCACCGAUGUAAAAUCUCAAGCAAAUUGUAAAUUGCUAUGGAACAGACAUUAGCUGAGAACUGAAUGACGUGUUUUGUUUAUAGGGUGGGGUGGGGAAUACUACAUAACUCUGUUCCAAGCUUGGCAUUUGAUGUUAAUGUGAAGCAGUGGGACCAUGCUGCCUGCUAAACUACUGUAUGCGUCAUAAGUGUUCUGAAGACCAGCAGCUGGAGGCUGGAGCACAGCAUUCAUUCAGCAGAGGAGACGCACCACUGCUGGUUCCUCGGGGGAGAGGAAGGAAAUCAGGGGAGGCCUGGAGUCACCGCUUGUAAGGGAGAUGUUGGGGUGUACAUGAUGCUGUUGAGAUUCACCUUUGAUUGCACUGCUCCCCAGAGCCCUCAGAUAACGCCAAUCCUCAUGGGCUACCUCGGCUUCCAAAGUUAAUUUCAGUAAGUCUGUCUUUCGCUUCUACCUUCAGUGCCACGAUUUUCCACUGCAGUGUUUUGUCUUCACACACUGGCUUCUCCGGAGAGAACAACGUCGUGCUGAAAUGAGCAGUAGGAGCGAGUGCGUAUCGCAUCUGACCUGUUUAGUGUUUGGAGUGACUGCUAGGUGGAAACUGAACUUAGCUUCUCCCCACACAUCCUUGUUUUGCACUUUAUGCAAAGUGUACUAUUUGCUAAUUAGAUGUUGUUUCUGUUUAUACAGGCAUUCCCAAAGAGUUAGGCUGGACUUGGUUUUAUUUGAGUUUGGGGAUUGUUAAAGUCUUACCUAGAUUAACUAACAACAUGUGUAUAAUGAGAACAGAAGCAGCUGUGUGGUUCAUGGAACCAUGGAUCUGGGGAAGCGUCAGGGUUUGAUGGACUACUUUGCUUAUGUUUGGAAGUGAUAGCUACGUUCGUUAUACUCCAUGCUGAAGGACUGUCCUUUUCAGUGAGGACGUUAUGACCUUCUGACAUUUCAGAACAAAGAAGCAACAGAAGUAAAUGACAUACGUUUGACUUCUUUGUAUAUCUGCACCUAUCUGUGCUGCCCUUUCCUUCAAAUAUAUAAGUAUACAUUUUGAGGGAGGGAAAGUGUCCUCUUUUGACCAAAUUUUAUCUGUGGUGGUGUGAUUUUUAACUGAUAAAGUCACAGGAGGAACUUUAUAGUUAAAAGUUCUGUGGCCACUGUUUUGUUUUGUUUUGUUUUUUUCUUUUGUGUUUGUUUGAUUUUUUUUUUCAUGGCAGACAGUGGUCAAGCUGAUCAUGCCUUCACAUUGAUUUCAUGCACAGAAUUCAUGUUUGUGAACAUUACUACUACUUCCAAAGAUUUUCUGAUAACUUGGGCCAGAACUGGUGACUGAGUAACAAGGAUCUGAUAGAAUGCCUCCAAACCCACCCACAACACGAAUCUUACCUCACAAGCUCUAACCUAAAUCAUAGAGACACUCAUGUUCCAUGGAAUGUCACUGACUUCUCUGUUGCUCACCAGAAGGUUUGCUCUUGUCUCCUGACUCCUCACGUUUAGUGCCUCGGCUCUUGGAGCAGCAGAACCUAGGGUCGGGAGGGAAGGCUGGGGACCUUGAGCUUAGUGAUUGCUCAGCCACAUUUUCAUGUCAUUAGCACUAAGCAAGCCUCUGGCUCUCAGGAAUUUGUCAAAAGGUUGAUUAAAAAAAACCUCCUGAGAUUCCACACACCAGGUUAUAAACUGGUUCUCAUAGGUUUGAAUUGCUUACUUACAUGUCAUAAAUUAACCAUGGCUUCAUUUGACCCCAGGUCUUAAGUCUGUUGACAGUUUUAGCAUGACUGAUUUGUUCAUUUUAUUUCAGUUUUUGUUUUCAUUUUAAUUUGCUUUGGAAAUUGGCUUUGUUCUCUUUAGAGUUGGUGUAAACAUGCCAUGUAAUAAAUGAUUUCCAGUUAAUGGUACAACAGAAUUAUUGCUUUCUUAGAUGUAUGUGUAGUAAAAAGUCAAUAUAUACAUUUAUAUAAUUUCUUCGAAAUCUUAUACCUAAUUUGAUAUUUCUAAAAAUUGCACAUGUAAGUCAUGUGUAUAACAUGCUAAAGUACUUUAACUGUGAUCUUAAAACUGAAUAAAAAUAUUUAAUAAAAAUUUGAAAUAUUUUAAAGAUAUUA